This is a messenger RNA of Gongylonema pulchrum, 2109 nucleotides long. Lineage: Eukaryota; Metazoa; Nematoda; Chromadorea; Rhabditida; Gongylonematidae. The record is from the annotation of a GenBank genome assembly.
AUGAUGCGCCAACGUACUCUGCCAAAGGUACUGAAUGGGCUGGAAGUGAACGAAGGCAAGCCGUCGCAAAAUUACAGUAGCCUGUAUGUGUCUACAAUUCAGAGGUACUUGCCAACAUUGUUCAACAGUCUUCGGUUGACUGAUCAAGGGCUUUGGAGCGAAUUUGCGCGCACAAUGAACUGCGAAACAGCAUUCCCGCCUGCUGUCGAUACAGUUAUAUCGCCAUUCCAAAAGCUGCUUGUAAUUCAGGCAGUGCGGCCGGAGAGGCUUUUCUCUGCGAUGACGAUUUUUAUAACUGAAAUCUUAGGAGUGCAUUCAGUCAAUCCUUCACCGCUUGAUUUGGGAGCGCUUUACAGGGCAGAAAGCAAUGAAAAUGAGCCAAUUUUAAUAUUUACAAGCCCAGGAGCUGAUCCCUCUCAGGAACUGGAGGAACUGGCAAAGAAGGAAAUAUCUGGGACAAAUUUCUAUCAGAUUUCGAUGGGCCAAGGACAACUACAAGCUGCUAUUGAAGCAAUUCGCAGUACGGCUGCAAGUGGCGGUUGGGUGUGCUUGAAAAAUCUUCAUCUUGUCAUCGGCGAUUUACCUUCUGUUCAAAAAGAAUUUUUUACAGCAAGGCGGCAUGCUAAUUUUCGACUUUGGCUAACCUCCGAAUCGAAUGAAUCUAUCCCGCCGCAGUUGCUACAGGCUUCUUUAAAAGUUACAUACGAAGCACCUCCCGGUAUCAAAAAUAAUAUGAAGCGAUCCUACGCACAGUGGCAACAAACUGGGUUUGCGAAGGGCUCUGUGUGCCUUCAAAGUUUAUUUGUGCUAGCUUGGCUCCAUGCAGUUUUGCAAGAGCGGCGGAUGUUCAUACCUCAGGCAUGGUCGAAAUUUUAUGAAUUUAAUAACAGUGAUUUGCGAGUGGCAAAGAAAUAUGUUGAAGACACUACCAAAGAAGGGAAAGCGGCCGAAUGGCAGCUACUACGUGGCCUGAUGCAGAUCGUUGCGUAUGGCGGACGGAUUGACAACGAUUUUGAUGUUAACGUCCUUGUCGCCUACUUGGAGCGCUAUUUCAAUCCCUCCGUUAUAGGGCGAAACGGUCCUGAAAUCGCACGUGGAAUUCCAGUGCCACUUGCAGACAGUAUCACGGAUAAUCCGGCACUUUUUGACUUACCUUUAAAUAUUGGAACGGCACGAGAGAUGAAUGAAUCCAGUGAAGCGAUUAGACAAAUGCGCAGCAUGCAAAUUGCUAGCAAUACCGACACUUUAUUUGACAGGGAUAUGUGGAAUAAAGCGCUGAAUCCGAUCUUAUCGCUCUGGAAACGGCUGAAUUCGCAAACGACUUUGCACUCUAUGAAAAUCCCUCAAGCCCAGUACACUGGCGAUCUAAUUAUGGAAAUUAUUUCUCUUGAAUAUGUGCAUGCUGUCACGCUGGUGCAGAAAGUGCACAAGUUCCUUGGUGCAAUUAGUCGGUGCUUACGUGGUGUUCAGAUUUUCACACCGGAAAUCUCAAGUGGUGCGCAAGCAUUAAUAAUGCAUCAGACACCAGAAGAAUGGCAAGAAGCCUGGGCAGGCCCAUGUGAUCCUGUUCAGUAUCUGUCAGUCUUAAUUUCUAAAGCUAAAUCAAUCGAAGAACUGUCGCGCACAAAUGCGGGCGACAAAAUUCUGGCCAUCCCAAUCAAACUCAGCAACGUUUUUCGGCCUACUGCGAUUCUGAACGCACUUCGACAGCUCACCGCAAGGUUAUUUUGGCCCUCUUUCACUGCUGUUUUCAGGAAAAGAAACGUGACGAUGGAUGAGCUGAAAUUGAGUACUGCAUGGAGUGCUGCUUUUCUAAAAAAUGAAACCGUAGCGGAACUGUCCGGGAUUCAUAUUCAGGGUGCGCUAUUUGAAGGGCACAUUGUGGAAGCACAGCAGACGUCGCCUUCUAUCACAUCGGCUCCGAAUUUAUGCAUUGCUUGGAUUCCUGCUGAUGCACCGGAUGUAUAUGAAAGGGACAAAUCUAUAUUUGUACCUCUUUAUAAUAGACCAGAUCGGAGCGAGUUUAUUGCUAAAGUGCAAAUACCAUGUACAAAAAGCUUGGAGCAUUGGAAAAUUGCUUCGGUUGCAUUGUUUCUGUCCAGUCAAUAG